Monopterus albus (swamp eel) is the source of this 3432-nucleotide messenger RNA. RefSeq names its product origin recognition complex, subunit 1 (gene orc1). Lineage: Eukaryota; Metazoa; Chordata; Actinopteri; Synbranchiformes; Synbranchidae. The record is from RefSeq and is a predicted model, not a curated record. Gene Ontology annotation, molecular function: ATP hydrolysis activity; DNA replication origin binding; chromatin binding. Gene Ontology annotation, biological process: mitotic DNA replication checkpoint signaling; DNA replication initiation. Bases 225 to 3056 code for a protein of 943 amino acids. The transcript has 18 exons. Gene Ontology annotation, cellular component: nuclear origin of replication recognition complex.
GGUUGCCAAUCAUCGUUAGAAGCAACGAAGAAGAAGAAAACGGAAACUACGAAAUUUUCGCGCGAAAUGUUAUAGGUGGCGGUUUUGAGUUUGUUUCUGUAAGUAAUGUUUUUCGAGCCUUGUUUUGAAUUACAGCAGAUAAAUAGCGCAGCUCGAGUUUAAUCCCGAACAAGUGUCGUUUUAGUCUUUAUUAGAGUUGUUUGGCAGCAGACAGGGGAAGCACGAUGACAUAUUUCACCAGACAGAGAGUCAGACGAGUUUACAAAUGGCGUGGAGAGCCUCUGAGUUUCAAUAGGAAGCUAAAAACCUAUGAAUACAGCUCCUUGGCUAUCAGUGUGGAGGGUCUCGCCAGGGCCACCAUCAUUACCACAGGCCAGCACAUCCUCAUCGAGGGGGAGGAUGACGACAACCCAUACGUGGCCAGAGUUGUCAGGCUGUUUGGUGACGAGAGCGGGAAGCAGAAGAAGGCGGUGGUCCAGUGGUUCGUUCGUGUGUCUGAAGUGCCUCCAUUCAAAUUGAAGCUGCUGGGCAGGAAGCCUCAUCCUCAGGAGAUCUUCUACUACCAGGGUCGCAGCUGUGAUGACGAGGUCGACGCCGAGUCCAUCCUCAGACCUGUGCAGGUGAAGCGCCUGGUCGGAGCAGCUCCCUUCCCUGACUCUGACGACAAAGACACCCUGUAUGUGAAGCUGUCCUGGGACUCCAAGACCUUUAAGGUGAUGGAGUCUGAACCUUCUCUGGCUUCUUCCCCUCCUGCUUGUCCAAAACCCUCCCUCCCCCCCUCACCUCCCUGCUCCCCACCUGCAGCAGCUCUGGCGUCUCGAGCUCCCCCUCGGCACGUUUUGCCCACACCGGACCCCGCCGUCAUGCGCAGGGCCACCUCAGGGGAGGUGAGGUGCAACGGUGCCACAAUGAGCACAGGGAAGGCCGGUGCUAUGGAGGCCGAGUCCCUGCACUCUGCCACCAAACUGUCGGCCUCAAAGUGUCUCAGCUCCAAGAGGAGGAACGCUUCAGCCAGGACGCCUGGGGUCCGCAAGAAACUGGAGCUGUGCAGUCCAGAGAAGAUGACCCGCGAUGACAUGCUGCUUCAGCUGCUGGACAAGGAGCUGGAGAAGGAAGCGAUGUUGGUUCAGAGGCCGCCGUCCUCCCCCCUUCACACCCUGGACCUCGUUGAGAGACUCACCCCCAUCAGGAGGGCCCACAGGGCUCCUGUCGCUAAGGACGCCGUCCCUGUGACACCCUCCACUCUCGUCAUCAACAAGCUGUCCGCUUCGGAGAUGGACAGUCCUCCAUCGUCGGCCAGAGACGACUCCACCAGAACCAGAGAUGGACAUGCUGGUGCCUCUGUCAGUCCGCAGCAGGGUGAUGAGACUGAGGCAGAGUUACUGAUGGGCUCGUUUAAAACCCCGAAGAGAAGAAACGCCACCCCUGGGAGAAGCUAUGCCCUCAGAGGGCAGACAGCCACCACUCCUUCUCAGAAGACUGAGGUGAAAGCCCUGAAGGAGCCUGCUCUGGGGGUGCUGGCUGAGGUGGAUGAUGAGAACUCCCCAGUGCUGCCGGCUGCCAUCACACCGAGGGGCUCUAAGAGGAAGUCAGCCCAGCUGGUGUCAUCUCGCAUCCGGAAACAGCUGAAUCUUCUGGACACCCAGGACCUGAGCUCAGACGGAGAUGACGAGGAUGAGUUCCUUCCUUCCAAGAAGGAGCAGCAGAGCAGCAGUGAGGAGGAGGAGGCAGGGCUGGACAGUGAGGAGGAAGUGGUGAUGAAGAGGGGGCGGCACACUGCAGCGGGGUCUCAUACUCCUCGCUCAAAGCGGAAAACCCGCUCGUCGAUGAGGACGCCACGAAAAACUCCCAGCAAGAAGACCACACCCAGCACGCCACGGACCCCCCGUCACGCCACUCCCAGCAUCCCCAGCAGAUCGCUGCCGGCCCGACAACCAGCAAAUGUCCUGGAGGAAGCCAGAGAGAGGCUGCAUGUGUCCUCAGUGCCAGAGUCUCUGCCCUGCAGGGAGCAGGAGUUUCAGGACAUCUACAGCUUUGUGGAGAGUAGGAUCAUCGAUGGCACAGGAGGGUGUAUGUAUAUCUCAGGUGUGCCGGGCACAGGGAAGACGGCUACAGUGCACGAGGUGAUGCGCUGCCUGCAGCGCGCGGCCGACGAGGACGAGAUCCCUCCUUUCCACUUCAUCGAGAUCAAUGGGAUGAAGAUGACAGAUCCUCAUCAGGCCUAUGUGCAGGUCCUGCAGAAGCUGACUGGUCAGAAGGCCACAGCCGACCACGCCGCCGCUCUGCUGGAGAAGAGGUUUGACAACCCUGCGCCCAGGAAGGAGACCACUGUGCUGCUGGUGGACGAACUGGACCUGCUGUGGACCAGGAAGCAGAACGUGAUGUACAACCUGUUCGACUGGCCCACGCGGCGUCACGCCCGCCUGGUGGUGCUGACCAUCGCCAACACUAUGGACCUGCCCGAGAGGAUCAUGAUCAACAGAGUGGCCAGCAGACUGGGUCUGACCCGGAUGUCGUUCCAGCCGUACAGCUUCAAACAGCUGCAGCAGAUCAUCAUGUCGAGGUUGAACAAGGCGAAGGCCUUCGAGGAGGACGCCCUGCAGCUGGUGUCCAGGAAGGUGGCCGCUCUGUCGGGAGACGCUCGCCGAUGCUUGGACAUCUGUCGCAGAGCCACGGAAAUCUGCGAGCACUCUGCCACAGGAUUGGUGGGGAUGAGUCACGUGAUGGAGGCGCUGAAUGAGAUGUUUUCCUCGUCCUACAUCAUGGCCAUCAAGUGUGCGUCAGUGCAGGAGCAGCUCUUCCUCAGGGCCGUCAUUGCUGAGUUCCGGCGGCUGGGAUUGGAGGAGGCCACUUUCCAGCAGGUGUUCGUGCAGCACCAGGCUCUGUGUCGGGUGGAGGGUCUGAAGCCCAUCAGUGUGUCGGAGGGACUAGCCGUGUGUCAGCGUCUGGGAGCCUGCAGGCUGCUGCUGCUGGAGCCCAGCCACCUGGGAGUCAUGCAGCGCAUCCGCCUCAACGUCAGCCAGGACGACGUGCUCUACGCCCUGAAGGCCGACUGAUGGAGGACCCUGUGCAGGGUGGGGUAUCUGGACCAUGGAGUGUGUGGACACAGCCGUGUGUUGGGAGCAUGUUGCUGAUGAAGGUGUGAGUCACCGGGGCAGCGGUCGGGUCCUGGUCCGUCACACAAACCCAGUUUUUAAAUGACUUUUUGUUGGUGCUUCAUUCUUCAGUAGUGAAGCAGAAACCUCAUUCUUCUUUUAUCAGACCUCAAAGCAACAGAGGCAGAGUAACCCUAACCACACAUGAUGUGUGUGGCCCAAGCAAGUUUGUGCUGUCUCUGAGUUAUUUAAAAUGUGAGAUGUUGCUCCUUCUCAUAUAAUAAUAAUGUUAAUAUAGUGAAUCUUUUUGUUUUAAUAUGUGGAUAUGCAAUAAAAC